This is a messenger RNA of Rosa chinensis, 1366 nucleotides long. RefSeq names its product serine/threonine-protein kinase Aurora-3. Bases 78 to 920 code for a protein of 280 amino acids. Gene Ontology annotation, molecular function: ATP binding; protein kinase activity. Gene Ontology annotation, biological process: regulation of cytokinesis; protein phosphorylation; mitotic spindle organization. The record is from RefSeq and is a predicted model, not a curated record. Lineage: Eukaryota; Viridiplantae; Streptophyta; Magnoliopsida; Rosales; Rosaceae. The transcript is spliced from 7 exons. Gene Ontology annotation, cellular component: spindle midzone; spindle pole centrosome; spindle microtubule.
CUCAGAUUUCAAAAUCCAAUCUUUCCCUUCUCUCAGUUUCUCUGGUUUUUUUCAAAUCCCACCCAGAAAUCCAUCUCAUGGCGACGAAAUCCGAUUCCCCAAAGAGGGAGUGGUCCCUGAACGACUUCGAGAUCGGAAAGCCUCUCGGCAAAGGCAAAUUCGGGCGGGUCUACGUGGCCCGAGAAGUCAAGAGCAAGUACGUGGUGGCGUUGAAGGUGUUGUUCAAGAAGCAGAUAAAGAAGUACAAGAUUCACCACCAGCUGAAGAGAGAGAUGGAGAUCCAGACCAGUCUCAGACACCCCAACAUUCUUCGCCUCUACGGUUGGUUCCACGACGACGAACGCAUCGUCUUGAUCCUCGAGUACGCCCACGGCGGCGAGCUGUAUGGGCUGCUCAGGGAGAACACUCACCUCUCUGAGAAACAGACCGCCACGUAUAUACUGAGCCUGGCGCAGGCUUUGGCUUAUUGUCACGAGAAGCAUGUGAUUCAUAGGGAUAUCAAGCCGGAAAAUUUGUUGCUUGAUCAUGAGGGUCGACUGAAAAUUGCAGACUUUGGAUGGUCUGUACAGUCAAGCAGCAAGAGACGAACAAUGUGUGGAACGUUAGAUUAUUUAGCACCAGAAAUGGUGGAGAACAGAGCUCAUGAUUAUGCAGUGGAUAACUGGACUUUGGGAAUUCUCUGCUAUGAGUUUCUUUAUGGCACUCCUCCAUUUGAGGCUGAAAGUCAAAGAGAUACUUUCAAAAGGAUUACGAACAUUGACCUGAGCUUUCCUUCUAGCCCUCAAGUUUCUGCAGAAUCUAAACAUCUCAUUACCCAGCUUCUCGUGAAGGACUCCUCUAAGAGGCUUUCUCUUCAGAAGAUCAUGGAACACCCUUGGAUAAUGAAGAAUGCAGAUCCUUCCGGUAUCUGCAAUAACUAGCUUUUCUACCUAUGAUGUUGGUCUACCGUAGCUUUAAGAGUAUGCAAUUGGAGGUCAAGAUGAUAGUAAGAAGACAAGCUGUGUUUACUGAAGGAAGUAGUGGUUGUGGUAGCUGGUUCCUGAAUUGUCACCCCACAAGUCCAUAAGACAUAACUCAGGCAGUGAGCAGCCAUAUCCCAGCUGAUGAUUCCAAGAUUCUUCAUAGCUAUGGGGUUCCCAGAGUGUCAACAAUUUAAUGUUUUGACACAGGUUCCUUUCGAUGAUUCAAAGAUUCUUCAAUUACUGGUUGCUGUAUAAGUUGUGCUUCCUUCUGUUACUAAUUAAAGACUGAAAAAGCUCUAGCUUUUUUAAUUAGCGAAAAAGCUCUAGCUUUUUUAAUUAGCCAUCAUUGUAACUAUAAUGCAAGUGCCAACUUAUCAAGAGAACAAGGGGAUUGAAAUCUUUUA